This is a messenger RNA of Suillus subaureus, 513 nucleotides long. RefSeq lists its product as uncharacterized. The record is from RefSeq and is a predicted model, not a curated record. Lineage: Eukaryota; Fungi; Basidiomycota; Agaricomycetes; Boletales; Suillaceae. The transcript is spliced from 2 exons. The coding region runs from base 1 to 513 and encodes 170 amino acids.
AUGUCAACGAUUACUUGGCUCAACUCUCCUCGCCGAAGUAGGCAGGAAAUUGGUACUCUUCAAGAUCAUAUCAAAAUCCAACAAUGGCAUCGUUUCGAUUCUAAUAAAUUGAAAACACCGUACAAACCUCUCGUCAAGUGGCGUGAUAUGGAAUCCACUAUCCUUGGCAAGUAUCCUGCCGAAGAUUUGCCUCCCGCUAGCCGAAUGCCUCCUCCACCCGAAACAAGAACAGUGGACAUGGACACGGACUCAGAAGAUGAGUUUGACGAUGGCACAGAUUGGUUGGAUGGUCCCGCUGCUCUUUCACAGUUUAAGGCAGCGGAAAAAUACUCGUUUGUGCUUGCAGCAUCCAGCGGUAUCUAUUUACGUGCACCCUACCUACGUGAACUGUUCGAUUCAAUCGGAAAACAGCCUUCGCACUCGGAUUCCGCACCAACAAAGAAGGCUGCCGCUAAAAACCUGUCCUCGUCUGUCCCCAACCCUUCUGCUUGGGACGAGUGGAAAUCCACCUAA